CAUCAGGGCUGAAUGUAUACAAAAGCCAUUGUGGCUACGUUGACAAUUAACUAGGACUAUAGGACUAGACUUUCACUGAAGGGCAAGCAAUGGAGAGCUCCAUGCUGUGUGUCCUCCUUUGCCUGCUGUGCCUGCAGUCAAUAUCUGGACAGGAUCCGGAGUAUUAUUUAACGCUGAACGGAGAUGUUAUCACGAACCACUCGCUGGUCAGUAUGGAGAGGAUUGGGGAGGGGCUUGAAGCGUUGCACUGUAUGACCCCUCAUCGGCCGUGUUGCCGGGAGGGGUCAAUAGGAGAAUGGUACUAUCCAAACGGGACUGCAGUCCCUAACAGAGCUCAGUUCCAUAAUCUAUACCGUAACCGUAACAACGAGGGCAGUGUGAUACUCAAUCGUAGGAACAACCGACUGGGUCCACACGGCAAGUACAAGUGUGUCAUACCCCAGACUGGGAACAAUAACGAGUCUAUCUCACUGAUCGUGGGCAUAUACAGCAUCUUGGCAUACCCUAACAUCUAUUUCCAGCCAAUCUCCCUGCUCAAUGCUGUGCCUGGCUCUCGAGUGUCCUUCUCUGUACGUUCCAGCAAUGCUCUUAAGUAUCGCUGGGUCUACAACGAGGACGUGUACCUCAAGGAGAGUGACAAGUAUCGCGGUGUCAACAGCAACACUUUGGAGAUUGUCGAUGUGAGAGAAUCGGACGAGGGAGAGUAUCACUGUGUGGUGGAGAAGGAGCUGAGUGUGUCCUCCCAUGUGGCCACUCUCACUGUCUUGGAUCUACCAGUCAUCACGGAGCAGCCAGUGAGUAUCUUCAACCUUCUGUCUGGUCAAGAUGCCACUUUCACUCUCACAGCCUCGGGCAUGGAUCUCUCCUACCAGUGGCAGUAUGCUGAUGGAUCACCACUGCAGCAGAGCCACGAUGGAGUGACCACACCCACAUUAACGAUACGAGGAGUGACUGGAAAGGAUAUGACAUCAUACCAGUGUGCUGUGAGCAAUGAUGUUGGGACAGUCCUCUCUAUUCAAGUCAACCUCACCUUGUUACAAUCUCCGCUAAUAGAAGUACAACCUGAGCACAUACUUGACACACAACCAGGCCGAAACGUCAGCCUCACACUACUAGCCUCGGGCGGAGACCUGACCUACCUGUGGCAGUACGCUGAUGGGUCUUCACUCAGCGAUGGUUACGAGGGAGUGACCACACCCACUCUAACGAUAUUAGCGGUGGAAGAGGCGGGAUCUUAUCUCUGUGCAGUUAGCAAUCUUGUCGGCACUGUGUUCUCAAAUACAGUCAAUGUUACUGUAAUGAAAGUUCCAGUGCAACCAGUGACCUCUCUGAAUGCUACUCCGUCUAUCACUUCAGUCCACCUCUCCUGGACCCCCUCUCCACAAGACUACCUCUUAUUCCAAGUCAUCUACCAUCAUCUCGCGUUCCCAGAUCUCACUACCGUGGUUGAGGUGGAGGAACCUCGUUACACUGCCGUGGGUUUAUUACCGAGGGGGCGGUAUCAGUUCAGUGUGCGGCAGAUGAGGGGAAUUGUGAUGAGUGGAGCUGUGAGUGUGGACGUCAAACUAACAGAAAACAUACCUCCAGUCCAGGCUGUUACUGUGGAGGUCCUAAACGUGUCGUCCAUUGUCGUAUCGUGGGACCCCCUCUCCCCAUUACCAGGGUGGGACAUAUCGUACUACCAGGUGGACGUCACUAGCUUCACAACAGGCACACCCUCACAGCAUAUACACGCCCACAUGGAGAGAACGACCAAUGGGAACACGACGUCGGCCGUAGUCGUGAGCAGUGACUUGCAGAUGGUCGGAGGUGUGGAUCUUGUGACAGAAGUGAGGGGUGUGCUUGAUGUGGGGGUGGAUGGUGUGGGGCUGAUGGAGGGGGAGAUAGCAGUUAAGAGGACUCUCUUGGAACCAGAGAAGACUGCCUUCCAGUUGGUGCUCGGCCCUAUUGACUACUGCAUCUCCUGGACGGACGAAAAGACGUUUGAAAUUCGGAGCAAUAUUCGCACUGAACUUGUGAAAGUGAUCUCUGAAAACUGUCAGUGUAACUUCAGCAUCAACUCCAUAUCUCCCGGAGUCUUCAGUUGUCGUCAGUCAGCAAAUUCUGUCACUUACCGUAGCUCAGUUAUUGGUCUCGACUCGGACCAGUUUGUCUCGAUGAUUGACCAAUGGGUGAAGACGGGAACGGCUGCCAUGGUGAUACGAUCGUUCUUUGUGGAUGUCCGCAAUUACGAGGAGUGUCCUGUACAGUUAAAGUCGAUAUUGGACCCAGAGUGCACCGUUAACGAACAGGGGUCGGCUGCCUCCAGGACAUUAAUCACGAGCGACCCAGCUGUUAUUAACUGUGUGAACAGCUGCAUGACUGACUCUAGUACUGUGUCUCUUUGCGUGCAUAAUCCAUGAUAUUGUGUGCAUGCCUGUCCAACAUUUCGUUAGCACUGCACUUGUUUUUGUAAAGUGUUAAAGAUCAUGUGUUGUAUUCACCGUAAUUACUAAAGCACACCUGCUGAACUUUCUCGUACAGUUGUAUGUUAAUUUGAAAAUGUUUUGUUUGAGUUCA
This is a messenger RNA of Halichondria panicea, 2559 nucleotides long. RefSeq names its product receptor-type tyrosine-protein phosphatase delta-like. NCBI's taxonomy places the organism in Eukaryota, Metazoa, Porifera, Demospongiae, Suberitida, Halichondriidae. The transcript is spliced from 11 exons. Gene Ontology annotation, molecular function: protein binding. The coding region runs from base 90 to 2402 and encodes 770 amino acids. Gene Ontology annotation, biological process: cell-cell adhesion. The record is from RefSeq and is a predicted model, not a curated record.